Molecule: messenger RNA, 1284 nt
Organism: Metarhizium robertsii ARSEF 23
Lineage: Eukaryota; Fungi; Ascomycota; Sordariomycetes; Hypocreales; Clavicipitaceae
Product: Anaphase-promoting complex, subunit 10/DOC domain protein
Exons: 3
Coding region: 1-1284 (427 amino acids)
Biological process (GO): protein K11-linked ubiquitination; anaphase-promoting complex-dependent catabolic process
Cellular component (GO): anaphase-promoting complex
Source: RefSeq, a predicted model, not a curated record
AUGGACAUUACGCGUGGCUCGCGUCGAGCCCGUCAUGUAGCCGCCAAUGCCAGUGCCAAUGCUCACGCCGUCGUUGCCGCGUCCGAGGAAGACGUGGACGACGGACGGCGGCAGGAACAACGACCACGACAGCGCGACUUUGCUGCGCGAGCCAUCACCACACCCGGGACCACGACCGUGGCACAUGCCGCGCAGACGCCGGAUCUGCAGUACGAAUCGAAUCCUGGCUCGAGGAGGAGAGCAGAGGCCCCGCCGCCGGUGGUGAGGAGGCAGCAGGCCACGCCGAGUUAUUCGCAUCGGACGCCGGAGCAGCUUGGCGGCCAAAGGAGCCAAGGCGGUUUGCAGACGGGCCUGGCGGGACCGGCGCCGCAUCCGUUCCGGCUGCAUAGGACGGCGCAUUACGCCGGCCCUCGGCUCAGCAUGCCCUACGACUCAGAUGAAUCCAGCUCCGAGCCAGACCUAAGCGUCCUGGCUAUGGCCCGGGGCCGCCACCCCAUGACAGACCAAAUACGUAACAUGAACAACAAUAUGGCGUACGACGACGAGGUCUUGUCGCAGGAACAGUACGAGGCCGAAGACACCAGUCUCGAAGAACAGGCAGACGAGGAGUCGUCGGAAGAAGAGCCAGAAGAAGCCGUCAGCCUAGUCGACCCUGCAGCCCUUGGACUCAAGGAGAUUUCCAACCUCGGCAGGUUCACCGUGAGCAGUCACAAGCCAGGAAACGGGGUGGAAGAGCUGCGAAGCGAUGAUCUCAAGCUAUACUGGCAAUCAGACGGGCCCCAGCCGCACAAGUUAACAGUCUACUUUGUCAAGCGCGUCGGCAUCCGCGACAUCCGCUUCUUCGUCGACUAUAGCGAGGACGAGUCCUACACGCCCACCAAGAUCAUCUUCAAGUCGGGCACCAGCGAGAACAACCUCAUCGAGUUUGCCACCAUGGCCAUGGAAAGCCCCGUGGGGUGGCAGCAGGUGCCUAUUGCCGGGGCGGGCGGCGACCCGGACGGCAACACGCUCGUCUCGUACGUCCUGCAGAUGCAGAUCCUGGAGAAUCACCAGAACGGCAAGGACACGCACCUGCGGGGGAUCAAGAUAUACGCGUUUGAUGCGGAUGCCGCCCAGGGAGCGGGGAGGGACACGGCCGCCGCCGAGGAGGAGGGUGCGGCGAGCGCGUUUGGCGCCGCGGACAAGCUGGGCGAUAUCGUAAGGGAUUUUGCGGCGGCGAGGCUGGAAGGUGGCGAGGCUGGGUUCUCGAUUCCGGAUUUUAUGAGAGAGCCCGAGAUUCGGUGA